GAUACAUGUGCGGCAUGUGCCAACGAGAAGCAGUCCAAGCAGCUCUUCGUGCCGAAAGCUGAGUGGGACGAACCUAGCGAGAUACAGUUGCUCUUCUCGGAGCCUCUGCAGUGGGAUGACGAUGCUCCUGAUCCCAAGGCUGCGGUCGCCAUCGAUGCCAGUGUGUCUCUUGGUGCCUUGGGUUUGACUCCGGAACAACAGGAGUUGGUGAAGAGCCGAAU
This is a messenger RNA of Symbiodinium sp. CCMP2592, 221 nucleotides long. The record is from the annotation of a GenBank genome assembly. Lineage: Eukaryota; Dinophyceae; Suessiales; Symbiodiniaceae.